Molecule: messenger RNA, 2845 nt
Organism: Spea bombifrons (plains spadefoot toad)
Lineage: Eukaryota; Metazoa; Chordata; Amphibia; Anura; Pelobatidae
Gene: TEAD2
Product: TEA domain transcription factor 2
Exons: 13
Coding region: 295-1611 (438 amino acids)
Biological process (GO): regulation of transcription by RNA polymerase II; hippo signaling; embryonic organ development
Cellular component (GO): transcription regulator complex
Molecular function (GO): RNA polymerase II cis-regulatory region sequence-specific DNA binding; DNA-binding transcription factor activity, RNA polymerase II-specific
Source: RefSeq, a predicted model, not a curated record
ACUAAAUCUCGAUCCUUUUAGAUCUUUUUUUUGCUCGUUUUACUCUCAGGGAUGGAACUUUCGGUAAUAAGUGAUCUGUUCUUUCUACCAGAUCCCAGAUUCGACUUGGUGAUCACCCUUGGGGGGCAACAAAAGUCUUUGGGGUAUUCGAUUAUCAGAAUUUUAAAGAAAUACGGUCUUUGUGGUUUGCUGUUUCCUUGUAGGAAGAGGUCUCUGCUCUCGUUUGCUGAAUCUGCCUCCGCUGGCUGAGGCUUGGAGGAGCCUCUCCUUUCCCUCCUGCGCUCUCCACGCGACAUGGAUCCCAAUGGAUGGAGCGAGGCUGGCAGCCCGGCAGAAAGCACGGGAGACCUCGGCGACUCCAUGGAGAAGAGUUUGGACAACGACGCAGAAGGUGUAUGGAGCCCAGACAUAGAGCAGAGCUUCCAGGAAGCCUUGGCUAUCUACCCGCCAUGCGGCCGGCGCAAAAUCAUCUUAUCAGAUGAAGGCAAGAUGUAUGGUCGGAACGAGUUGAUUGCCAGAUACAUAAAACUUCGGACAGGGAAGACGCGCACAAGAAAACAAGUAUCUAGUCACAUACAAGUGCUGGCGCGGAGGAAAUCCAGAGAGAUCCAGUCCAAGCUGAAGGCUAUGAACAUGGAUCAGGUGGCAAAAGACAAAGCUCUCCAGAGUAUGGCCGCAAUGUCUUCAGCGCAGCUUAUAUCCGCCACAGCCAUCCAGAAUAAACUGGGGGUACCAAGUAUCUCGCAGACCCCAUUCCAACCCACUCCAGGGGCCACAGAAUUUUUCCAGUUUUGGCCAAACGGCACCGGACAGCCACGGCCGACACAGGACAUUAAGCCGUUUUCCCAGCCUCCAUAUUCCCUACAGCCUGCUGCCCCCCCUCCUGCUGUUCCAGGUUAUAAUGCAAGCCCUGCGAGCCUCUCCCCUGUACCCACAGGGCCUGCUUGGCAAGGUCGAUCAAUUGGAACACCAAAACUGCGCUUGGUGGAAUUCAUGGCCUUCAUGGAACAGCAAGGAGAACCAGACGCAUACAACAAACACCUUUAUGUCCACAUCAGCCAGUCGAAUCCCUCGUACAGCGAUUCUUUGUUGGAAUCUGUGGACGUCCGUCAGAUCUAUGACAAGUUCCCGGAGAAGAAAGGAGGCUUAAAAGAACUUUAUGAGAAGGGCCCGCCUAACGCCUUCUUCUUGGUCAAGUUCUGGGCCGACCUCAAUACCAGCAUUCAGGAUGAACCUGGUGUAUUCUACGGUGUAAGCAGCCAGUAUGAAUCUCCCGAAAAUAUGACCAUAACUUGCUCUUCCAAGGUCUGCUCCUUCGGAAAACAAGUGGUCGAGAAGGUUGAGACGGAAUAUGCUCGGUUCGAGAAUGGCCGUUUCCUUUACCGCAUCCAUCGCUCUCCUAUGUGUGAAUAUCUCAUCAACUUCAUCCAUAAACUGAAGCAGCUACCAGAGAAGUACAUGAUGAACAGUGUGUUAGAAAACUUCACUAUCCUGCAGGUGGUCACAAAUCGGGACACCCAAGAAUUACUGCUGUGCAUAGCAUAUGUAUUUGAAGUGUCAACCAGCGAGCACGGCGCUCAACAUCACAUUUACCGGCUGGUGAAAGACUGAGCUAGAAAGCAGCUCUCCCUUCCCCUCUUUUCAGCCAUGUAGGACUGGCUAUUAUGAGCUUGGGCCAAGGUGGAGGCAUCUCACAUUUCCCCCCCCCCCAGAGCCUCUUAAGCCUUCCUGGGAAUGGAGACUGAACGGAAAAAAGGGACGGGACCCUUAAAUGGAUGAACGGACAGGAGGGGAAGAGCCACAAAACCACAAAGACCUCACCCUAGCAGAAUCUUCUCUGUGUUUAUGUUUUUGAGCCAAAAGGAAUAUAUAUAAAUAUCUAUAUUAUAUAUAAAUAUAUGUUUGUGUGUGUGAAACAGUUUCCAACCGGGGAAGCCAUGUAGAACCUACGGCUGUCGUGAGAUAAUGUCGGUGUAUUUUAUUUUAAUUUUCCUCUUUUUUUAAAAAUUUGUUGCUGCCAUGUGCAUCAGUUCGCGGUACGGCACCGAUUUUGAAACCUAAGGAGUCGGAAUGCUGGGUCGGAUUGGAGAUAAUCGGAUUCCACCACCCAACUUUUUUUUUUAUCCCCCCCAUGUAGCUCCUUGGACUCCACUGAAAUGUAAUGCCUGCACUUUCCGUGGUAGGAACAUUUUUUUGCUCUCGUCACUAUUUUUUUUUGGUUUUUUUAGCCCACUAAAUUUUCUUUAUUGUAGGCUUGCACAGUAUUUUUUCUUCUACACUGGCUCACGGCGCUCUUGAGUUUGCUAGUCUUUUAAAGACUUACGAUAACAAAUUGAACAUAUCAGGGAGUAGAGCGAAUCCUACUGUGUAUUUGGCUUGAUGCACCUUUUGGCCUUAAAUAGAUUAAAAACUGGACCCAUCCGGGUGUACGUUAAAAACUUCAUUAUGGACACGUGAAGUUAUUUAAAGGUCAGGAGGUGUUUUAUAAUGUGAGUUAUGUUGGCUAGUUCAUUAGUCAUUCUUCUUGCCAAGACGUCUCUUCUUCUGACAUGUAGAAGCCAUUCGUAGACAUGGUCAUAUGGUCAUCGCCAUGUGGCAGGAGAGAUAGACCAAUGAGAAUUAUGUUUUUACUUCCAGUUGAUUUUGUAUGAAGCAUAAACCAGGGACCUCGGCUCCCUUCUGGUGUUAAGAAGGCAAGAUGCCUCAAAGAAGGAAGCCAGAAGAGACACACCAACGAGAAGACUCCUUUUUUUUUGCUUGACCCUUCUUGGACUGUUGAAAGAAAAAAAAAUACGUCUAGUGACUUAACCCCUCUUCUGUCACAAAUUCAGUGCCUAAAAUGAAA